Molecule: messenger RNA, 4479 nt
Organism: Diatraea saccharalis (sugarcane borer)
Lineage: Eukaryota; Metazoa; Arthropoda; Insecta; Lepidoptera; Crambidae
Source: the annotation of a GenBank genome assembly
UCGUAAUUUCUUCAUAAUAACCAAUCUUGACUAGUAAGAUAUAAAGUUCAGUGUUAUAUACAAUUUUACUUUAUCAACUUAAUAUUUCGAUAAGAUAUCAAAAUAAUUCUAAUUAACUCUGUUGAUAGCCGUAUGCUCGGUCAUUUGGUGUCCGGCACCAACGAAGUACGUUACUCAUUGUUCAAUGAUGCAGAGGUAAUAUAGUGAAUUAAUAGUAAUAAACAAUAACAACAAAAAUGAAGCUCCUAUUAGUGAUUUUGUCUUUGACGUGUUUGUGCUGGGAAACAUCUGCAAGUUGUAAAAUGAGAGGGGAAUGUUACGAAGUUGAUGGUUUUGCUAAACCAUGUCCCGUGGACUACGAGGCACCUCCACUUAUAGAAGAUACGGAUCCCGCCGAAGUUGAUGAAAUCAUGGAAAUUAUCAGAAACAGGUGCCCCUCCUUAACGGUUGACGAAGAAGGAAACGAUUUGCCAGAUGACCAGAUACGGGUUUGUUGCGAUGCUGAGCAAAUUCGAAAAAUGUCAGAAAGCUUGAUGUUGUCUGACGGAGUUCUCGGCAGGUGUCCAGUGUGCAACAGGAAUUUUAUGCGACAAAUUUGCGAAAUGAAUUGUAGCCCUGAACAAUCUCGUUUUGUGGAUGUGCACAUAGAAACUGGAUUCAAUAACACGCUUUACGUAAACGAAAUAGAUUACAGAAUGCACGAGGAUUUCAUGUUGAGAGCGCAUGCAUCUUGUGCUGGAGUAAUUGUACCUCAGACUGGUAUGCCAGCCAUUAAUUUAAUGUGUGGAAACGCCGAUGUGUGCGAUGCUGAAGCUUGGUUUGGAUUCACUGGAGAUACCUCGAUGAAUCCCUUGGCACCAGUGCAAGUAAACUUCUUGAAAUGGCCUACAGUAGAAGACUCAAUGAAUGUCCCAGCACCAUUGUGUAAUGAAACCUCGGAAGGAGAUUUCCCAUGCAGUUGUUUAGAUUGCGUCACCCUUUGUCCUGUUGGAAAUGAACCAGUUGUUUUUGAACCGUGUACCGUAUUUGACAGUAUUCAUUGCAUUAGCUUUUCAGUAGGUUUAGGUUUCUUUGUGUUGAUGGUCACAAUUUUUACAAUAUUAACACUAAUAGAAUAUAAGAGAUCGAGAAAUGAACAAACUAAAGCAAAGCCUCCUAUUGACAAUUGUGCAGUUAGAAUGUUUCAAUCAAUAUUUUCUAAAAUUGGUGAAAUAUCUGCUGGUCAUCCUGUUAUUAUGUUAAUGUUAACUUCGUGGAUUGUGUUUGCUAUGUUUUUUGGUGUUACAAGACUUAAUAUUACAUCUAAUCCUAUCGAACUGUGGUCUGCGCCAGGAUCACGGAGUCGUCAGGAAUUAGAAUAUUUCAACACAAGGUUUGGACCAUUCUAUAGGACUUCUCAAGUUUUUUUAACGAUAAAUUUAGACCCUUUUGAAUUUGAAAAUACUACUUUUGGGUCGGCGUUUAGAUUAGAAGCAAUUCAGGAAUUGAUAAAAUUGGAAGAUGCUAUUAUCAAUAUUGGCAGAAACGAAAAUGGCGUUACUUUAGAGCAAAUAUGCUAUGCGCCUCUUCGUCUUCCCGGCGAAGAACAAAAAUUAGAGCAAUGUGUUAUUAUGUCCGUUUCUACCUAUUUUCAAAAUAAUAGACACAAUAUCAAUAAUGCAACAUAUCUGCAAACUAUACAGAACUGUUUAAAUAAUCAUUUAGCCCUAAAUUGUAUGGCCUCAUGGGGAGGAGGUUCUGAAGCCCAGCUUACAUUCGGUGGGUUUGAAGGGGAUAAUGUAUUAAAUGCCAAUACUUUAUUGAUAAACAUGCCAAUUAACAAUUUCCUGUCUCCUGAUCAACUAGAACCAGCUUUAGAAUGGGAAGCAAAAUUUAUAGAAUUGUUACAUUAUUAUGAAGCUAAUAACAAAUCGGACUUCAUCGAAGUUGCUUUCGCAUCUGAACGAUCAAUAGAAGAUGAAAUUAUCCGAGUCUCUGAAGCAGAAGCGGUUCCUAUAGCAAUCAGUUACAUUUUGAUGUUUGUAUACGUCACUGCAUCUUUAGGUAACAUAAGGUCUUGCCGAACAUGGCUAGUUGAUAGUAAAAUAUUAGUGGCAAUAGGCAGUAUUUUGGUUGAAAUUGCUGCUAUAUUUUGUGCCAUUGGUGUGAUGGGAUAUGCUCAAAUCACGCUGACUCUACUAGCCAUUAAUGUGAUACCAUUUUUUGUUCUUGCUGUUGGUAUCGAUAAUGUAUUUCUCAUGAUCAACACGGUUUAUGAUAUUGAUAGCAAUUUAAAGCAAUUCGAAGAUUACAAUGAAAAUUUUAGUUUUGAAAAGAAAAGGCGAUUCGUUUUUUCUAAGAUGAUGGGAAGAGUAGGUCCGUCUAUGUUUGUGUCGUCUGUGACUCAGGUGACAUGCUUUGCAAUAGGUAGUUUAGCUAAUUUUCCAGCGGUCGUAACAUUUUCUAUUUUCGCAAGUAUAUCUCUCGGGUUUUUGUUCGUUUUCCAGAUAACAACUGUAAAUGCAAUUAUGUCUCUCGAUUAUAUGAGAGCUUCACAAAAACGCUUAGAUGUUGUAUUUUGCGUCCAGAAAAAGAUACUGGAUGACACCGAUCCACUUCAUUCUGAAACACCACGUAAAGGUAUUACAACACGGCUAAUGGAGCCCUACUCAAAUUUUUUAUUAAAUUGGCGUACGAAAAUUAUAGUCGUAAUAAUAUUUUUCGCUAUUACAUCGAUAAGUGUGAUGUUAAUCCCUCAAUUAGAAAUAGGUUUAGAUCAGGAAAUGGCACUACCAACUGACUCUUAUGUAUAUAGAUACUUGCAAGCGGUCAACCAACUCAUGCAUAUGGGGCCCCCAGUGUAUUUUGUUUUGAAGUCUGGUUUAAAUUUUACAAAUGUGGAACAUCAAAAUGUGAUAUGUGGAGGUAGGUUAUGCAACGACACGUCUCUGGCUAUACAAAUUUUUCUGGCUGCUCAACAUAGCGAUAUUACUUACAUGGAAAGGCCUUCCAAUUCGUGGCUAGACGACUUCAUUGACUGGACUAGUUUACCUGGUUCUUGUUGCAAAUACAAUACCACCGAUGGCAGCUUCUGUCCUAGUGCCAGCAUAGCGCACGAAUGUGCAUUUUGUAGUAUAGAAAGGGAUAGUUGGGCAGACGGCAUGCGACCCUCUGAUGAAGCAUUCGAAAAGUAUAUACCGUUUUUCCUUAGAGAUACUCCGACUGAAAUGUGCAACAGAGGCGGCUUAGCGAGUUACUUUAACAGCGUGAACUACGUUCUUGACGAUGAAGGGCGGGCGACAGUCCACGAUACAAAUUUCAUGGCAUAUCAUAGCUCGUUAGCUACUUCCAAAGAUUAUAUUACUGCUAUCAAGUAUGGCUACGAAGUAGCUGAUAAUAUUACGGCAACCAUUCGAGCGAUCACCGAUACAGACGUAGAAGUAUUUCCCUAUUCCGUGUUUUAUGUGUUCUAUGAACAAUAUUUAACGAUGUGGGCAGAUACUUUCAAAUCAAUUGGUUACUGUCUGAUCGGUGCUUUGGUAUUCAAUUUGUUAGCGUCUGGGUUCAAUUUUUUGACAACGUUCGCUGUCAUGUUUACAACUAUCAUGAUAGUUAUGAAUAUGAUGGGUGUUAUGUAUAUUUGGAAUAUUCCCCUUAACGCCGUCUCUUGUGUAAAUUUAAUAGUAUCUAUUGGUAUCGGUGUAGAAUUUUGCAGUCAUUUAGCGUACGCGUCUGCUACUAGUCGAGAGCCGCCUAACGAAAGAGUAAAGGAUGCUUUGAAAAAAAUCGGAUCGACCAUUAUAACUGGCAUUACUUUCACUAAUAUCCCUAUUAUAGUGCUGGCCUUUUCGUAUACACAAAUAAUAGAGGUCUUCUUUUUCAGGAUGUUCUUUAGUUUAGUAAUAUUGGGCUUUUUACACGGAAUGAUAUUCUUCCCAGUUUUCUUGAGCUAUUUAAAUUACUUGUUCUUGAAGUAAAUGUUAAAUAUAUAAAGUACAAUUUAGUUGACAGAUCUUAUAUAGAGCGAUAUUGUUUGUGUGAAUGAAUGUGUGCUUUUAAGUUUGUUAUCAGUUGUUGUCGUCAAUAGUUUUGUAAAAAUUUUAAAUAUAUUUAAAACAUGCUUAAUUUUAAUGGCUUUUAGUUAUAAGCUUUUUGUAUAUUGCAUGACAUUGUUAAUAAUCGUUAAUAAACAUUUCUAUAAAAAAAUUGUAUUGCUUUUUUUAAAAGUUUACCUCUUAUCAUUGCGAUAAUAAUAAUUAAAUUUUAAUCUACUCAUAUAAUAUGCUUUGGGCCGUAUUAAAAACUCAAGUGAUAUUUGGCAUAAUUUUAUAUUUACAAUAAAAGGAAGACAUAAUGAAUACAUAUAAAACAAACUUCUAGUCAUAUGUAUAAUUUUUGACCAUCCAUAGAACGCGAGCUAGUGCUCUAAUAUAUUAUUUUUAUUAAUUAAAAUGUCAAUUUUUUCUUUUUGAGGAUAGGUUUAUAAAGUAAUAUUAUUAA